Molecule: messenger RNA, 1020 nt
Organism: Prorocentrum cordatum
Lineage: Eukaryota; Dinophyceae; Prorocentrales; Prorocentraceae
Source: the annotation of a GenBank genome assembly
AUGGCGCUGGCGUCCUGGACUAUCUACACAUUUGCGACCUUGCUGCUCUGGGGCCUCUGGGGAUUUUUCUCAGCUCUGGCCGAGCAGCGUUUGGCAAGAAAGACUACCUUUGCUUGGCACUGUAUUGCAAUCGCUGUGUGCGCUGCCUUCGGCGUUCCUUUUGUGGGCCUGCAGUUGCCCAGAGAUCAAGCCGGGCUCCUGAUUCUGGGUGGUGCUGGAUACGCGCAGGGCGUCAUGUGGAUGGUGGAUGCCAUUGCCGCAGGGGGCCCAGUCGGUGUAGUAGUGACGAUCGCAUCGAUGUACCCUAUGGUCAUUGUCGGGUUGAAUUGGCUUGUGUUGUCUCGCGUUCCCACGCUCAAACAGGCUGGCGGCGUCGCCGCGGCGCUGGCGUCCUUGCUGUGUUUCAUGCAAUCGAGUGACGAGGGGAGUGACACGCCCGCUGGGCGAUCGCGCAGCACCAGAAGCAGCCGCUUCCGCUGGAUGGGGCUUUGCAUGUUCGCAUUGCUUGGUUAUGCCGUGUGGAUGUUUGCCACGGAACUUUGUGUCCUCUUGCCGACACCGUUGCCCUUAACAUCGACAGUGCAGGGCACGAGGUUGAUUUGGAGUGCGAUUGGUUGCUCUGCAGUUUGCGUCAUCCACCGGCCCUCUCUGACGUCAAAUCGGGACAGUCAUUCUGAUCACAUUCUGACUCCAAGCCAGGACACGCAUCCUGCUUGCCAGCAGCUCCUCGGCGUGGAUAGCCAGAAGUGGAGCCCCGAGACCGAGAGAAGCGCCUAUGUCGACAGAAGGGGCGUCCUCAGCGCGGUUGCCAUGGGCUUAGGCAUGGCCUGUGGCAGCGUCACGUUCCUCAUGGCCGUCAAAGCAGCCCCACCAACUGAUGAUGACCCAGUCUGCGUGAUUUCAGGCAUGUACGGAGGCAUCACCACCUUGCUCAUGAGGGUGGUUUUGAAGGAGCAGCUGACAUAUCUUCGCUAUUGUGGUAUCGUUCUCGCCCUAGUGGCAGGCUCGCUACUUGCAUAG